Molecule: messenger RNA, 792 nt
Organism: Strongylus vulgaris
Lineage: Eukaryota; Metazoa; Nematoda; Chromadorea; Rhabditida; Strongylidae
Source: the annotation of a GenBank genome assembly
CUGUUACAGGAGUGUGGUUGGCCGUUUGAGAAAAAAUACUUGUUUCUUGGAGAUUAUGUAGACCGGGGAAGGAAUUCUCUCGAAGUACUGGUACUCUUACUCGCUUUGCAGAUUCGCUUUCCAUGGCAGGUUUUCUUGCUUCGCGGCAAUCAUGAGAUAAAGUCUGUGAACAAAGCUUAUGGUUUUUAUGGUGAUUUGAGAGUAAGGUACCCGGAAGGCAACGACAGCGAUCUGAUUCUCGACGCUGUGGCAAAAGUGUACAGCCAGCUUCCCCUUGCUGCUCUGCUUUGUGGCAAAAUUCUUUGCUUGCAUGGUGGCCUCUCUCCUAAACUCCAGUCUAUUGAUGAUAUACGAAAAAUAAAGCGAGAAAUUCUUGAGAUGUGUUCCGCUACCGAUGUUCACCUAACCGGUUGUAGGGGACUGCUAGAACCAUCGGGUUUGGUCGAAGAUCUCCUUUGGUCUGACCCCUCCCCAACGUGCACUGGCUUCAAAGCAAACACUGAGCGUGGAUGUUCAUUUGUAUUUGGCUCAGAUGUUGUCGCAGAUCGCUGUCAGAAAAUGGGUAUUUUGAUGAUAGUUCGUGGACAUCAGGCUAUUGAUGAAGGUUUUGAAAUAUCACAAGAUCGAAAAGUGAUCACACUUUUUAGCGCCCCUGGAUAUCAAGACCAUUAUACAAACAAGGGAGCUGUGAUGGUGGUAUCCGCGGAUAGGACGGUUACAUUCAAGCAGUUUACAAGGCAGAAAAAAAUGGAAGGACGUCCGCGGUGGUCCUUGUUACCAAUGUCGGAAUAA